This is a messenger RNA of Acanthamoeba castellanii str. Neff, 657 nucleotides long. RefSeq lists its product as uncharacterized. The record is from RefSeq and is a predicted model, not a curated record. The transcript is spliced from 4 exons. The annotation marks the transcript as partial. NCBI's taxonomy places the organism in Eukaryota, Discosea, Longamoebia, Acanthamoebidae.
CUACUUGCCCCGCCCGGCACACAACCACACGGCGACGCGAGUGAGACACCUGCCCCGUUACAACCGUACCAACGCAAGAGGAAGCUGCCACCAAGUGCAGCACAAGAACCAAAGACAGGCACUUACUUGCCCUCUUACGUCGUACUGCCGCUGCUUGAGGAACCAUCACCACGAAGACCGGAUGUCACGGGCAAUGGCCGGGCAGAUGCCGACCGGACAAUGACAACCACAACUACGCCGGCGGUCGGGACUGCAGGCGAAGGAGAGGUGAGGAAGAAGAAACAACGAGUGCAGAAGACGAAGCUCUUUGGCAGGACGCACUGGGUGGUGAAGGAGGACGAGGAGGAGAAAGGGCGGGAGACUGCAGCCCAGCAUCAGAGCGCAGUCUUGGCCUCCAUCAAACAGACACUCGCUGCCGGCGGCAAGGCGUCCAAGGCGCAGAAGAAGGCGAUGGCCAGAGAUCCCGCUGUGCUGGCCAAGCUGCCCACGCCCAAGUUCGUGGACGCCCGCAUUGGGCGAGGAGUCAAGCCGGACGACGCCAAGAGAGCCGAACAACUCCACUCGCGCAAGUUGAUAGGGACACAGGUACCGUUGCCUCUUCCCCAGACACUCCACCCAGAACUCACCAGCGCGCACACCGUCAUCGCCCUUCUGUAG